Messenger RNA from Williopsis jadinii, 978 nucleotides. RefSeq lists its product as uncharacterized. The coding region runs from base 1 to 978 and encodes 325 amino acids. The record is from RefSeq and is a predicted model, not a curated record. The transcript has a single exon. Lineage: Eukaryota; Fungi; Ascomycota; Saccharomycetes; Phaffomycetales; Wickerhamomycetaceae.
AUGACGGUUUACAUCUCAUCUCUGACGGAUUACCUCGAUCUUCUCAUGGCGAUGCAACAGGACCUGGACUGUGGUUCCACCAUAUGGGACUGCUCAUAUGUGCUGAGUGGUGUAUGUCCAUGGGAUAAGUGUAACCAUAAGGGCGAAUGGUUGAUGAGAGAUGAAUUGCACAUGGUUUUGGUGCAGCUGUCGUUGGCGUACAAUGCGAGGGCCGUUGAGGUUGUUGAGUGGCAGCACAGUGUGAAGCUUUACAAGAAGAGCCUGUCGUACCUUCAAUUUGCCAUGAAGCAUAGCUACACGGGCUCCGUGGAAGAGUGCUCUGACUCAAUGAAACGGUUCUAUUUCGGCGUCACGAUGAGUGGGUUACAACUGGGUGUCAUUUGCACCAAGUUGAAAGAGUUACAGUCGAACGAUUAUGAGCUGGAUUCGAGGUUCAACGUUGCUACUCUCUCGCGUGUGUGUAUAUGGAUCAAGGACGAGCUCAAUAGGCCUUACAACCUUGUCCAUAAGUCUUGGAAUGACUAUUUGCUCCCCAUCAAGAGGUUUGUCCAAGGCUUAACGUAUACAUUGUUGAGUUGUGACAGCUAUAACCAAUCCAAGAUGGGUGAAAGCUUGGGAUGGUUAUCACUUGGUUUGCUGGCCAUACAAUCCAGUGGUGAGCCAGGAGAUGACCAGAGGAACAAGAUCAAGUCCAAACUCCAUACUCUGAAGAGGAAGGUUAAAAAGAACGUUAAACUGGACCAGGACCUUCUACAUGGAUUACCAAGGACGCUGCAACCGUAUCUACAACUGCUUUUCGAGAUGUGCCAGGUGUUAGAGGUUAAAUAUUCCAAACUGAACGAUCAAUUCACGUUCGACACAAUCGUGAAGAGGGAGACUCUAAUGAAUCAAUUACCCCUGGGGAGAUCAAUCCCUAUGGACAUUCCGGAUCCAUUCACCAAAGAUUCAGCAUCAAUUUCAACUUCAGGUUACUAUUAG